GUUUAUGCACGUUCAAAGAACAUCCUCUUCAACCCAUCUUAUAACCACCAUACGAUAUGCCACGAGAUCCUCUCAUCGGCCUCGUAGGCAAGCCCUCUUCAGGGAAAAGUACAACACUUAACAGUCUUACAGAUGCUACCUCCAAAGUUGGCAAUUUUCCAUUCACAACCAUCGACCCUCAACGCGCAAUCGGAUAUCUCCAAAUCGACUGUGCCUGCGCUCGCUACAAUCUCCAAUCACGUUGCAAGCCCAACUACGGUUCCUGUAUAGAUGGCCGUCGCUCUGUUCCUAUCGAACUCCUCGAUGUAGCUGGUCUCGUGCCUGGCGCACACGAAGGAAAAGGUCUCGGAAAUAAGUUUCUUGACGAUUUACGUCAUGCAGAUGCACUCAUUCAUGUCGUAGACGUAAGUGGUACCACCGAUGCAGAAGGAAAAGCAACAAGAGGCUAUGAUCCUAGUUAUGAUAUUGUGUGGUUACGUUCAGAGAUCGUAGCAUGGAUUCGAGGAAAUUUGAUGCAAAAGUGGGGAUCGAUAAAACGGAGACACGUAGCUGUGAAGGCUACAGCUGUUGAGACAUUACAGGGUCAAUUUUCUGGAUAUGGAAGUACAAGUGCGGUGGUUGCGCGGACGCUGGAUAAAUUGGCAUUGAAGGAGCCAUUGGAACACUGGUCCGAUGAAACAAUUGAUUUGGUGGUGAAUGCUUUCACGGAUGAAAAAUUUCCAACGGUCAUCGCGCUCAAUAAGAUUGAUCAUGCGGAUGCGGAUAAGAACAUAAGCAAGAUUGCAAAGAUGCAGGAUCCAAAGAGUAUAGUGCUAUGUAGUGCUGUUUCGGAGGUUUUCUUGAGGAGAUUGGCUAAGCAAGGCUUUGUGAAGUACACGGAGGGAAGUGAGUUUGUGGACACGAGGGAGGACUUAAUUGCUGAUGGUGAUGAGACUGGAGGAGGGCUGAAAGAAUUGGAUGAAAAGCUCAAAAACAGAAUUGAGAAUUUAAAGGAUAUGGUCCUUUACAGAUUUGGAAGCACGGGAGUAGUACAAGUACUUUCUCGAGCAGCAGAGUUACUAGGUUUAGUACCAGUAUUUCCUGUAAGGAACGUAGGAAGUUUGAUAGCAGGAAAUGGUGGAUCUGGAAGUGAGAAGGUAUUCAGAGAUUGUGUAUUGGUCAAGAAGAAUACUACAGUUGCGGAGUGUGCGAGAAAAGUUAUGGGAGAUGCUCCAUUGGCUUAUGUUGAAGGAGCCGGUGGAGUAAGAGUUUCGGAAGAUGCUAUUGUUUCUGUUGGUCAUAAUGAUAUCCUUUCCUUCAGAGUCGGAAGAGCAUGAGGAGCUCACAAUUUUCAUUUCAAAAUUCAUUUGUGAUGUUGUGGGCCUGGCGUUUUAGGAAGAAGGAUUCAGCAUAGCAAAUGGCGUUCAUGAGGUCCAAUUCAAAAUUAAAUACAUUCAAGGUUUACUUGAGUUAUGUGUUGUUGACAUACAGCAGAUAUGGUCUUUUGUUCAAGUAUUGAAUACGUGCCAAAUUAUUGCUAUCAUAAGAUUGUAUUUCCGUAGAUUUCCCUCAGCAGUACAUAUGUUAGUAUUUCAACAAUAAGCGAAUAUGUUAACAGUGGUCGAUCUUCUCUA
Messenger RNA from Botrytis cinerea B05.10, 1613 nucleotides. RefSeq lists its product as hypothetical. Bases 57 to 1316 code for a protein of 419 amino acids. Lineage: Eukaryota; Fungi; Ascomycota; Leotiomycetes; Helotiales; Sclerotiniaceae. The transcript has 4 exons. The record is from RefSeq and is a predicted model, not a curated record. Gene Ontology annotation, molecular function: ATP hydrolysis activity; GTP binding. Gene Ontology annotation, cellular component: cytoplasm.